AUGACUCGAGACCGACAAGAACCAUUUGGUCAAGUUAUUGACCGUUAUCUAAGGAAAGAAAUUGAUCUUUGCGAGCGAGCUCUUCACUUAGCAUUUUCUGCAAAUAGAUGGGAAAAGGCCGCAUUGAUAGAGGAGAAGAUUGCUGAUGGUGUUAAUGUGAUUUGUGAUCGAUACUGUUUCAGCGGAGUGGCAUACUCCAUCGCAAAAGGUGAGAUAUGGAAUACAACUUUCGAGUAUCUAUGUUUUAUUGCGAUUCAAAUCGACUUUACCGACUAA
This is a messenger RNA of Strongylus vulgaris, 276 nucleotides long. Lineage: Eukaryota; Metazoa; Nematoda; Chromadorea; Rhabditida; Strongylidae. The record is from the annotation of a GenBank genome assembly.